AUGUCGGAUUCAGAAAAUGAUUUUAUUGAAGAAGAAUUAAAAGUACUUUUCUUAGGAGAUUCAGGUGUCGGAAAGACUAGCUUGGUUAAAAGAUAUUGCAAUAAUGAUUUUACAAGACAAUAUUUUCCAACCGUUGGAGUUGAUUUUUUUUUAAAAAGAUUAACAUUGCAAAAAUCAAGAAAUGUUACAUUGAAAAUUUGGGAUGUGGGUGGUUCUUCACAAAAUAGUAAUCUUUUGGAUAAGUAUAUAUUUGGUUCUAAUAUAAUCAUAUUAGUUUAUGACAUUACCAAUCAUUCUUCUUUUUGUAACAUCGAAUUAUGGCUUGAGCUGAUAAAAAAUACCAAUAAACAAUACCAUAGAAAAUCAAUGAUUGCAAUUUUUGGUAAUAAAUGUGAUUUAGAACAUCAAAGAAUGAUAAGAUUUGAAAAACAUCAAAGAUAUGCAAGCGAAAAUCAUUUAUUUUCUCAAAUUGUUUCCGGAAGAACUGGUGAAAAUGUACUAUUUUUGAAAAUUUUACUUGUCGCUGAAUAUUUGGGAAUUAAAUUAACAAAAUCAGAAGUUGAAGAGAAUCAACCAGUAGUCAGAGCUGAGAUAUCGACAUAUUCAAAUUUACCUCCUCAGCCUGUAAGAACUUUGACCAACACAUCAAGAUCUUCUGUUUGUUCAAUACAAUAA
Molecule: messenger RNA, 675 nt
Organism: Pediculus humanus corporis (human body louse)
Lineage: Eukaryota; Metazoa; Arthropoda; Insecta; Psocodea; Pediculidae
Product: RAB-28, putative
Exons: 4
Coding region: 1-675 (224 amino acids)
Cellular component (GO): Golgi apparatus; endosome
Molecular function (GO): GTPase activity; GTP binding
Source: RefSeq, a predicted model, not a curated record